AUGUCAUCGAAUAAAUCCUGGUUUUCGGCACUAUUUGGGAGCUCCUCGCGUGAGCCGGAGCCGGCCCCGUCGGCCUCUUCUACACCAGCUGCGCACAACUCACCGGAGGGCCCGGAUUCGCGUUCGUUUCAACGUGGCGCACAGAAUCGCGGCUCUCCAGCGAUAACAACCACCGACCAGCCGCCGCUCCGCAGCUCGCUGAAACAACUCGGCAGCUUCACGCCGUCGGCCCGCAUCAUCUCCAACGGCGCCUCCUCCACGCAACGCACCCCGGGUCGCGGCCUUUUCGUCGACACCAACGGCGACACUUCCGAGAGCAUUACGCGCAAGCGCCAACUCGUCACGUCUCCGGAGAACAGCCUGCUCACCUCCGACCGCAUCAAACGCUUCCGCGAGAAUUUGGCCAAGUCUAGGCCCGAGGAUAAGGCAAAACUCAGCGUGUUCUCCUCGCUGGAGCCGAAACUCCCUCGCCUCGACAACAGCACGUUCACCGCCCCGUCGGCACGCCAGAAUCUCUCGGCAAUGGACUCGCCCGGCGGCUCGUCCAACUUCUCGCACCUCUCCCGUCGCUCGGCCGCCCCAUCACUGCAGUCGAACGUCUCGUCGAAGACGCGCAACAUCCUCGAGCAGCUUGAGCGAUGCUCCACGCCGCAGAGUAACACCCAGCGCGUGCCAGCCUUUCGCACAUCCAGCGGCGUCACCGAAGUGUGGAACACGUCUUGGCAAAGCGGCAACGGCUCUAUGACGCGCUCCCAGAUCCAGGCCACCGGCACCCCACCACCACUCCGCCGCCAGACCAUAGAGGUGCCCUCGCGAAUGCAGGUGCUGACGAGCUCGCUGUCGUCGCACUACAAGAAGCCGUACUGGAGGGAUUUGUCGAGGUCGAACACGGCGCCCAGCCCGUCCGGAUCGGCGGCCGCGGCGGCUUCUCCGGCUCUGCAGCGCGUUCGGGAUGGAGCCGGUGUUAAGAUCUCUCCGCUCUUCGACCUCACAGCCCACCAACCGGCCGUCACCCCGAAAGAAACCGUCACCACCGCCACCACCGCGACGCCUCCACUCAAAGGACCCGACGGCAAGAAGGGCCGCAACACGUUCAGCAUGCAAGACAUCGAAGAGAGCGGCGAUGAUGAUAUCCAGACGCUGACCGAGGCCAAUGGACUGCCCAUCACCGCGUUCGCCCCGCCCAAGGGAUUCCUCGACAACUGCCUCUUCUCCUUUGCCGCGCCGGUCGAACGAGGACCGCAAGUGGCCUCAAAGAUUGACGACUUCGUCGAAAUCGCCAAAAAUCCUCUUUUCCAGCAAGCCACCGAUGAAAGUGACGACGAUUCCGAGGAGAAGCAGAGCAGUGGCACCGACGAGACCGACACCGAAGAGAACCAGCCACCCGCAGUUCCGCAGAAGAAGCUGCCCGUUUUCGGGGCGCCGACCGACAGCGAGACGUCCGGCGCCGGCACGCCCAGCUCGAGCAAGAACACAUCGCCCGAGAGCCUCAACAAGACGCCGACUGUCGCCACGAACACCGCCACCACGACCACGGCGCCGAAAUGGGAGUGCCCGACGUGCAUGAUGCGCUGGGAGGAAUCGACCCGGAAAUGCGCGUGCGGCUACGACAAGGACGGCAAAUCAACAUCCACCGAGUCGACCACGUUCAAGCCGACCAGCUUCACCGCCCCGCCAUCUACCACCACGGUCUCCUUCGGCUUCGGCUCGAAAACUGCCAAGCCGGCUGAAGUUGCGAAGCCCGCCGCCACGACCGCCAAGCCGACGACGUGCCCGGACUGCUGGAGCUCGAUCCCCGCCGAAGCAAAGUCAUGCCUAUCGUGUGGCCAUGUCGUUGGCGCUGCUCCUGCGCCUCUUCCUCCGGCUCCUUCCACCGCCACCACAACCUCCUCUGCCACCACCGAGCGCAAGGACUGGAGCUGCCCGACGUGUUUUGUCGGUAAUAAGGCCGACCAAUCGAAAUGCCCGUGCUGUGACCACGAGAUGUACAAGGAGACCGCCGGCGGCGAGCAGGACAAGCCGAAGAGCGUCUUUGGCGCCAACGCGUUCAACCCCACCGCCGCUGCCAAUGCUGGUGGUUUCAAAUUCGGCACGUCGGCUGCAGCUGCUUCAACGAACGGCGGUCCCUCUUUCGGCAUCAAGCCCGCCGAGGAGAAGAAGGACGAGCCGCCGAAAUUCGGCGUCACUUUCGGUGCCAAGCCCGACGCGGACAAGCCGGCUUCUACCCCCACCUUCGGCAUGCCCAAGACAACAACAACAACGGAGAGCCCAAAACCCGCCGCCGCCUCCGGAACGUCGAUUUUCGGCGCCGCCGCCUCGGCCAUGAAGCCGUUCACUUUCGGAGCGUCGCCUAACGCCAAGGACGCCGCUUCCGCUUCAUCCACACCUGCCGCCCCGGCUUCUGGACUCGUUUUUGGCGCUACAAAGCCCAUGUUCGGCCAGACGCCCGCCACCACCUCGGCCACUCCAUCUACCGACGCCCCGGCCAAGACACCACUUUUCGGCCAAAUCGACGGCGCCACCAAGCCGCUUUUCGGGUCUAGCCUUGCUGCACCAACUACAGACAAGCCCGCCGCCGCUGCUACGCCUUUCGGGCAACUCGGUGGCGAUCGGCCGCUGUUCGGCAUGACGACGCCGGCGUUCGGCUCCUCAUCUACCGCACCGGCCGCUGCUGCCCCGACGACUGCCGCCCCGAAUUUCCCCGUCUUCGGCGCUUCCGCAACUACGGCUGCUGCCACGCCCGCCCUCAAGUUUGGCGAGCCGUCUGCAAAGAUCUCAUUCGGCCCCUCGACCACCACCACAAAAGCCGACUCAACCACCGAAGCGGCGAAGCCGCUCUUCGCUUUCGGCUCAACAUCGGCCCCUUCUGUCUUUGGCUCAUCAACGGGUUCAAUGUUUGGCAACGGGUCUUCUUCUACUUCUCAAGCCGACGCCCCCGAGACGAAGCGCAAGAUGUUCGAGCCGUCGGCACCUGUCGCUGCUGCCGCUGCCCCAUCUACUGGCUUUUCGUUUGGCCCGCUGGGAGGUGGAGCCCCCGCCCCGGCCACCAAUGGAUUCAACUUUGGCGCUGCACCGGCUCAACCAUUCGGCAGCUCGGCCUCGGCCCCCGUCUUCGGCGCCCCCUCAUCCUCCAUCCAGUCGACGCCCAGCUUUGCCGCCCCCACCGCGGCCCCGACGUCGUUCAACUUCACGAUGGGAGCACCGGCUGCCGCCCCCACGAAUGGUGCCCCGGCCCCGUUCGUCUUCGGCUCGUCGGCCGCCCCGGCGCAGAACAAUCUGAACGGCGGUUUCUCGAUGGGUGCCCCGAUGCCCUCGUUCAACGCGCCGCAGCAGCCGUCGUUGGAUUCGCCGUUUGCCUUUUCGUCUACAACUUCAUCGGGCCCGCAGCGGAAGCUCGCGGCGGCGCGGAGACGGUUGACCGGCAAGAAA
This is a messenger RNA of Mesorhabditis spiculigera, 3429 nucleotides long. The record is from the annotation of a GenBank genome assembly. NCBI's taxonomy places the organism in Eukaryota, Metazoa, Nematoda, Chromadorea, Rhabditida, Rhabditidae.